UAACUUAAAAUAUUCACAUUUAAGAAGCUGGAGUCAGAGAAUCUUUACUUUUUUUUCUUUAAACCUUUGUCAAAUCGAUGAGCAAAAUAGUUGGCUAUUGAUUUUAAUAGUUGACAACUAAUCAAUUAAUCGUUGCAGCUCUACUUGAAAGUAUAGCAGAAGCUUAUUGUGUGGAGACUACCGUUGUGUAAUUAGGAUUUUAAAAUGCUUUUGUAAUGUAGUAAACAGCUUCCCAAGUUCUUAAGAUUUACAUCCCACUCAGUACAGUUGCAUGACUGAGAUGCAGGGCAGUGCUGGAAAAGCGAGUGGAUGCUCAGCGAACCUUUGACAGGUGUGACCUCGCGAGUUUAGCUGUUCUGUGUAUCACAGCGUGCCCAACUCUGUCUGUCAUUUCAAAUGCGCACACUGUCUGGAACGCUGUUGCAGAAAUUGUGUUUUGGUCUCCUGUUUGCUUGCUAAACUUCUAGAGCGGGCUUACUGUAUGUGGACAUAAAGCCCAGGCUUGUAUAUGUAACUGUUUGCAAGUGGUUUUGUUGCUUAUUUUUGGAUUACACUGGCAUACAAAGAAAGCAAACACAGUGAACACAGGAUUGCAUUGUCGUCGUCAUCAUUUCCUGGCAUGGAAUUUCUUGUUAAAAUAGUAUGUAGUCCUUGAAUUUUCUGUUUCAGGUCCACUGAGGACAAAGCUACAGCAUAAGGGCAUUAUGCUAAGCCACAGGCUCCCAAACACUAAUAUGAUUAAACAAACCAUGAAUUACCCUUAAAUGGCUUUGUGAGAUGUUUUUGUAUAGGGCUAAAUGUUAUUUAAAGCCUCUGUGUUUAUCAAUAUGCCAGAUUGUCCUACAAUAUAAUUAGCUAAAAUGGCCUUUGUCUGCUUGUGUUACCGUCCAGCCCCAACAGUAAAUCUGUUGUUGACAGUUCGAUUAGAGAUUCACUUCAUCUUCCCUUAAAAACCAAAGACCUUUAUAAGCAUGGGAGGUUGUUAGACUUGUUUGCUUUUUUUUAAUGUAACCCUACCUUGAUACCUUGCAGUACAAACCCUCGGUGAAAGUCACCGCUGCGGCCAGCUGCAGGUUUCUAAUAAGAAUUUUGUAAACAUACGCCUGACUGGUCUGUUUGUUUAGUGUUCAUAAUGUCCACAAUCUGCUGCACAUGUAACGCCAUUCCCACACUCCUGCUGUUUAGAUGUCUUUAAUGCGGACAGGGCAUUUUGAGUAGUGCUUGCUAAAAUCCAUUAACCAACACAUCCAUUAUAUCCUCAGUCUUGUUUCUGUAGGACUUAAUUUAGGAGCACUAUUAACAUUUGUUGUUGAAUAACCGCUGUUAGCUUGGGCACUGGCUAUAUUAGAGUACAAAUAUAUUGUUCCCAGCAACACCUUUAAAACCAUAAUCUAGACAGAGCACAUACCUCUGUUCUAUAUGUCAGGCUAAGCCUGCAGGACAAGGUGUGGGUCAGUCCGGCUCACUGCUGUCAUUAAGUGGUUGAGCUUAAAAUAUUUGUGAGAAGUUGGUGAGGAGGUUUUUUUCCCGAGGACAUUCCACUGUUUUAAUGAACACGGUGUUAUAUUUUACUCAUUUCAAAUUGCUGACUUUACAUCAAGGCAAAAUACUAAAAUGGGCAUCAUGUCCUACCAAUAGUACACUAACAACCACACACACACAAACACACACACACACACACCUAAGUACACCAUGAGUAGCUGGUCAGGUGGUUGAUCCUAGACUCAGCUCCCUGACUGCUCAAAUACGCACACAUUCCCUCCCUGGGCCUCCCGUCCUCCCCGUACAAAUUAGUUAAGUCACUCGACUCAAAAGCCUCAAAACACUGAUCCUGUUACUUGUUUUAGUGCUGAUGUGAACUGUUUGAAUUGGUGUGCCGUGAACUCCCGUCCUUUUUGGCUUUUCUUUUUUUUUGGUGUCUGAUCAGAGGCCACGGAGCAUCAUCCACGCACCUGCGUCUUGCCACAGUGGUCUUUGCUGUGUUGCACUGCAGCAGCUCCCUGAUUUCCACCCGAGGAAUUCAUCACCAUGCACAGCGUCUUCUCUCUGACUCAGUGGCUUCAACCUGCAAAACUUGAACUUGAUGUGGUAUUUGUUGUCGCGGAUGGGGCUGUUUGACUCGAGUGCAUAUUUCAGAAGAGUUGGAACCCCCCCCUCAUAUUGUAGCUUCAGGACUGGGGGCCAAGCAGGAGGAAACGCAUUACGGGGACCAGAAGUCAGGGGACAAUGCGAGUCCACGUGCACACCAAGUUCUGUUUCCUGUGUGUGCUCACCUUCCUCUUCCAUCAGUGCAACCACUGCCACGGAGAAGGGCACAGCCAUCAGCACGAUGGGCAUCACCACGCCGACCACAACCACGUCCACAGCGACCUGCAGAUUUCUGAGGCUCCGUACGUUAGAGGAGCCACUCUGACCCCGGGGGCCAGGAGCACUCAGGGGCACUCUCUAGAGGAGGAGCAGCGCUUCUACAUCCAGCAGCUGUUCAGGCGCUACGGCCAGAAAGACCGUCUAGAUUUCCAGGGCUUUCAAAGUCUGCUGUUUAGCCUGGGUCUGGGCGAAGUGAAGGUGGUUGAUGUGGAUCACGAGGAUCUGGGCCACGACCACGUAGCUCACCUCGACCUGCUGGAUGUGCAGGAGGGGCUUCACACACAUUCAUCCACCAGCGAAGGCCAUAGCCAGGGUCACGGACAUGGGCAUGGGCAUCCACGCCACAAGCCCGGCUCCCACCAUCCACACACAGAACAGGUUCCCACACGGUGCAGCCAGGACACCACUGCUGCCAGUCCAGCUGCUGGUGAUGACCAUAAACAUGACCAUGACCACGCCAAGGUAGAGGUUAGUGACCAUAAACAUUCUGACGGACAUGUGCAGGGCGCGCAUGAUCAUGAUCAUCCCCACGACCACGAUCACACACAUGACACAGAGCACAAACGUGAGCAGGUGCACUCCAACCACAAGGACCUGUCUUCUCAACCUCACAGUGAUCACCAACAUGACCGCGAUCAUGUCCACGAAGCGCAGACAGGCACAGACAUUCCCCCCGUCAACCUACAACAGCAGCCCUCUCCCCAGCUGGAGCCGCCCCGGGCCCCUCAGGAGCUGCAGUCCUCUCCUGCCACUGCAGAAAGCCGGCCUAAGAAGCCGAGAAAGCCAGCCAGGGCCAGAGGACAGAGAGGGCGAGGCAAAACGCCCUCUCCUGUCACACCCGAGUCUGAUGACCAUGACCAUCAACACGAACACAGUCACGACCUUGACCGCGAUCACGGUCACUCUCAUAAAGAUAAGAGAGAAGCACGAAGAGGGUCCGCCUCCCCCACUUUGCCAGUCCCUGUCUUGUCUGCCCAUCCAGGUGGACUGUUUCAUCAGCAUGAGGAGUGUUUGAACCUGACUCAGCUGCUCACCUACUACGGCCUGAGUCCCGAAUCGCUCAUCUCCCCCAGCCAGUUCACCUACCUGUGUCCUGCCCUGCUCUACCAGAUAGAUAGUCGCGUCUGCAUCCGCCAUUACCACCAGAUGGAUGUGAAGCAGGAAGCCCUGGAGCCCGUCAGCUCCGUGUGGGUGUGGCUGUGGGGCUUUGUGUCCAUCACCAUCAUCAGCCUGCUGUCUCUGCUGGGCGUGGUGCUCGUACCCAUCCUCAACCAAGCCUGCUUCAAGUUCCUGCUCACCUUCUUGGUGGCGCUGGCAGUGGGCACGCUCAGUGGCGACGCUCUCCUCCAUCUGAUGCCCCAUUCUCAAGGGCAGCACGACCACGGCGAGCAUGCCAAGGGCGAAGAAGAAACCGAUCUGGCAACAGCCUUCGAUGGAGUGUGGAAGGGCCUCACAGCGCUGGCUGGCAUCUACCUCCUCUUCAUCAUCGAACACUGUAUCGGCAUGUUUAAGCACUACAAAGACCACAGGGACAUGAAGAAGGCGAGUGAGGAGGGCAAGAUCGGCAGGAAGUUGUCAGAUCACAAGUUAAACCGCCGCUCAGAUGCAGAGUGGCUGCACCUGAAGUCCCUCAGUGAAGACCCCGACAGCACCGCCGUCUCCUGCGACAACGGGCACAACGACACGCAGCUCACCGAGAUCCAGACGCCCGACUCUCCCACCAACAUGACGCCACUUGCGCCCGCGCACCCCCAACAAGACCGCCAGUCACCCACCAAGGAGAAUGGACGCAAGGCCAAGCAGCGCGGCCACGGACACUCGCACGGACACGGGCACUCUCACGGUGGGAACUGCCACUCAGACCAGGAGAUGAAGGACGCUGGGAUAGCCAGCAUCGCCUGGAUGGUCAUCAUGGGCGACGGCAUGCAUAACUUCAGUGACGGCCUGGCGAUAGGUGCAGCAUUCAGUGCGAACCUGACGGGAGGCAUCAGUACAUCAGUGGCUGUUUUCUGCCAUGAAUUACCUCAUGAACUCGGUGACUUUGCGGUGCUGCUGAAAGCGGGGAUGUCAGUGAAGCAGGCCAUUGUCUACAAUCUGCUGUCCGCCCUCAUGGCCUACGUUGGCAUGGUGAUUGGCACAGCUGUGGGCCAGUACACACACAAUGUCACCAGCUGGAUCUUCGCCAUCACUGCCGGCAUGUUCCUUUAUGUGGCUCUGGUGGAUAUGCUGCCAGAAAUGCUUCACGGGGACAGUGAGGACCACAAGCGCUGCCAGCUGGGACACUUUAUGCUGCAGAACCUGGGCCUGCUGACCGGGUUCAGCAUCAUGCUGCUCAUCGCCAUCUUUGAAGACCAAAUCGUUUUUGAUUUUGGCUUCGACUAGAGGCUGGGGAUGGUUGCGGAGAGGGGGGUGGACAAUAUUGUUCUUCUUGGCCUUAACAUGCAUUGUUUGCGACGGCCCAGUCUUGCAUGCAACGUGAGUCUCAUUCAUGACCCGUGCCUCCAUUCCAAACAUUCAGCAGUAGCUUAUAAACACUCUGCUCCUCCAUCACCUCUCCUCCGUCAGCUCCAAUCUGUCUGCUCCCUGCGAAGCAAAAAAAAAAAAAAAAGAAAGAAAGGAAAGAGAAUGAAAUGAAUGAAGGAUUAAAGAAGAGCGAGGGAUGCACUCCAGCAGGAAAACACCUCCUCUGCUCUGAACUGGUCUGAAACUCCCAUCAAAAGAAGAGCUGUUGGUUGUGAAGGUGGUGCAGGACGCCUGUGUUCCUGCAGAGGCAGCUGUCACGGCCCAGCAGCUCGCCGCCUAUGCACCGUCACCUGUUAAUGUGUUGUCGCCGUAUCCUUCCAACCCCCCUCAACCUCCUUGUCUCUUAUCCACUCUUAACUGUGUCCCGUCAUCCAUGCCUCGUACAUCUGUGGUGUGUGUUCCGCCCGCCAUCCAUCAUCGGCUUUAGAUGUCGUCACGCUGUGUAUGAAACAUCUCGCGUCUCUCUGUGCCAAGCCCUGGCCACUGGAGCAGCAGAACCGCCGCCGCUCCACACACCGUCACCGUGUCCUUACAGAGACGGAGAACUCACUUUAGCUAGCUGCUACGUCUGGAAUAAGCCUUUUAGCUCGUGUUGCUUCACCUGCAAAGUGUGUUGACGGCUAGAAGCUGCAGUGUCAAAAUAGUAAAGCGUUCCCCUGACUUUGUUUGUUUUUUUGUUUUUUUUUGCAACAACUUUCUCCAUUUAUUACUUCAGAGUUAUAUUUUAUUGUCUGAUUUGAUCUUUGGGACUAUUAAACCUUUGUAGCUCAUAGUGAUAGCUAACACAGCUGCCAAAGCCUUUACAAACUAGAAAGCCUUAUGACUGUUUUUGUUUAGAAACUAGAUGACACAAAUGUCUGACCAGUUCUUUUUAAGGGUUUGACAAUCUGUAGGCAAAAGGAGGCAUAUCCUUGUUAGGUCUUUUAAAUUAUGUCUUUCGUUAUAAGAAUCAGCAGCUUGAAAAUGUGAAUUCCCAAAACCUAGUUAUUCCCGUCUUCAUCAAAGUGUUGUAGUUUACUAGAUGUAUUUAAGGUGCUAAAAGCUGCGUUGUCCAAUCGGACCGCCCUGCAGUGGACAUUUAAUUACAGCAGGAGGUUGAUUUGUCACACUAAUGCAGUUUUGUUUCCUAUACUGUAAUUACAGGAGGUCUUUAUAGUGUCAGUAGUGCAGCAGCUAAAACGUUUGUUCCUGCUAAAAAUUUAUUUGGUGAGUACUUUUGUCAAGGAAUCAACGAGCCUCCUCACAAUCUGAGACAGACCGAGCAAAAGACAGUACUCCUGUAUCACAGCACUUCUAUUGGAUGUUUAACCCGCGUUAUCAAACCAUGUGGUAAAGAUUAUUAUUUUGAUCUUUUUACAAGCAUUCCUCAGGUAGCUUUCUGAGGAUGUACAUCAUCAUUACUCUGCUGACUCUGACCCCUGUGCCAAAACUGUGGAUUUUCAGUGGCUGGUGCUUGACACUGACCCGCCCCCCCCCUCUUCCCUUUUAGCCCUGACAUUCCAUUGGCUGUACUGCGGCUCACACGCUAAGCUAGGUAGCCUAGCUUCAGCUGCUGGAGCACACAGAUGUUGUGUGUGGCUUCAUUUAUCCUGUCACUGUGUGACAUCCAUCGUCUAUGUCUUAACUGGUUGUAAAUCAUCGUCAGUCACGAAGUCAUGUGAUUGGUCUGACAGAAUCAUGCAUGAAGCAUGAGUGAAACGGUACAGACGUUGUGUCGAGUGUAAAUUUAUUUUCAUUCUUUGUACUGCAAAGUUAAAGUAUCGACAACCUUUGUUACUUUUUAAAUUAAGUCCGUGUGAAGAUCGUGAGAUGUUCUUUGGGGUGUGACCGGUGUUAUGAGCCUUUUUGAAAAAUGAUUCACGUGUGUGUGAGUACGCACCUUAUGCAUCAGUUCUUUACUUUUACAGGCAUUUUAUUAUUUUCAUCUUCAUAUUUAAUGUUAGUGCACACAGGACCUGAAUGUAUCUUCAGUUUGCUCUUACACCAAGUAAAGUUCAUCAUUUUCGAUAAAAUAUAAGUUUGACAUUUAUUCAGUUGUUUUCUACAAUAUUAAUUUUGAUUGUGACAUUUUUUGAAACAGUAUUUCUCCUGAGUUCCUGUAUUAUCGGUAUAAUUUAAAUCAAAUCUGUACUGUCAAGUGUUCGAUAAGAGUUAGUGACACUUAAAGAAACUACGCCCCAAAGUUUCUUCACUGUUUAUCGGGCAAAGAAUUGUCUGUAAAAUGAAGGCCCAUGAUUGUUCUCAUUUUUGCUUUGUUGUAUGUAGAUUUGUUUAGCAAUCUGGAUAUAAAAUGCAAAAUGUGACUUCUUUGCUGUUUGCCUGUCUGUACAUUCUCCCCAUUACGAAAGAAAAAUAAACUCUGAAAAGAU
This is a messenger RNA of Micropterus salmoides (largemouth bass), 7259 nucleotides long. Its product is annotated as zinc transporter ZIP10-like. The record is from RefSeq and is a predicted model, not a curated record. The transcript is spliced from 12 exons. Gene Ontology annotation, cellular component: membrane. Gene Ontology annotation, biological process: intracellular zinc ion homeostasis; positive regulation of B cell receptor signaling pathway; zinc ion import across plasma membrane. Gene Ontology annotation, molecular function: zinc ion transmembrane transporter activity. The coding region runs from base 2227 to 4749 and encodes 840 amino acids. NCBI's taxonomy places the organism in Eukaryota, Metazoa, Chordata, Actinopteri, Centrarchiformes, Centrarchidae.